AUGUUGGAUGCGUUGGUGGAGUUUGCUGACAAUGACAUGGUUCUUAUGGACCCUGUGCAACAAUCGCUAGAAGCAUUAAUGCUUACUAUAGGAAAUGGUCAAUGCUCUCAACAACAGGGAGCCGCUUUGAGAAAUACUGAUGCAAGACAGUUCAUACCGCGAAUUCGGCGUAAAAGGCAAAGGUAUGCACAUCAUCAGUAUCUCUACAAGCAUGAUCGAUCUAAUCUAGCCGCCGAGCUUUUCGAUGGGGUGAAUAGUACAGCCGAAUGUCCACCCAUCGGAAUUGCCUAUGAACAUUUCCAAAACGUAUGGUCCGGGGUAACGAAGGAUAAAGGUGCAUUUGUCCGUGGAAAAGAAGUAGGGGCCGAUAUUCUUUUAGCACCUAUCACACUAGAAGAUAUUACGUGGGCCUUGAAAAAUACACCAAAGGAAACGGCAAAAGGACCAGACCAGUUACCAUUAUGGAAGUUGAAGAAGAUCAAACGCACGAAUUAUGGGCUGCAAUGA
Messenger RNA from Didymodactylos carnosus, 507 nucleotides. Lineage: Eukaryota; Metazoa; Rotifera; Eurotatoria; Philodinida; Philodinidae. The record is from the annotation of a GenBank genome assembly.